AUGGAGAAGGUGAUGAAGCACUCGCACACGUUCAGCGCGCUGGUGCGCAAGUUCCCCAAGAAGCUCCAACACCAACAGCAGAACGGCGAAGAGGUCGCAGCUCUCACGGUGUCGGCCACGACUUCGCCUUCGUCGCUGCCCUCGUCGCAGCUCGGAUCUUUCUUCUUCCCGGCGCGGCUGCGGGACGACACCUGGGUCGAGCUCAACCACUUGUGCAGCCCGCUCCUCAAGGGCGACGGCAACUGCCCGCCGCAGCCGGACGAGCACCACAAGCGCGAGAUCGAGACGCGCAUCAAGCUUCUCCGCAACGUAGAGGAUUUCUGGGGCUUCCCAGGCCGAAGGAAUUUCCAUCAACUCGUGCAGCUCUAUGAGGAUGGACACUACCAGCGCUUCGCCGCGGCCGUGGCCCACAUCACCCCUGCCAUCAACGACCAGAUCUUGGGCGCCCCGACGUGCUGGGUGGAGUGCAUGAAGCUGGUGCCCGAGGACCUCUCCGACCCGCCCAAUGGGUGCAAGCUUCGCCCCGGCGAGGGCAUGACCGCCAUCGGCGAGCUCGACCCCGGCAUUUUGACUGGGCCUCUGUCGACCGUGUGGCAAGAGUUCGUGCGCGCCAUGGUGGAGAUCUUCGACUACGAGCCGGGCACGACGAUCGUGGCAGCGCCCUACGACUUCCGCCUGGCACCCAGCAAGCUGCAGGAGCGCGACUACUUCUUCCGAUCGCUCAUGGUCAAGAUCGAGCUCACCGUGGAGACCCAGCGCCGGACGAAGAAGCUCGCCCACCCCGGCCUCAUCGUCAUGGCUCACUCUAUGGGCAACAACGUCUUCAGGUAUUUCCUGGAGUGGCUUGAAGACUACCAGAAGGACAAGUACCAGGCGUGGCUCGACGACAACAUCGCUGCCUAUGUGGCCGUUGGUGCUCCCCUGCUCGGCGCGCCGCAAGCCUUUGAAGGCAUCAUGAGUGGUGUUACCUUUGGUCUGCCUCGCAUCAGCCCCGAGCUCGCCCGGGAAAUGGCCUCCACGUUUGGUACACCUUCGUGGAACAUUCCGUUCAAUCCGCGGGGAGAGCAUAGCAACAUCUGGCCGAUCGACAACCUCAUCACCAUCACCGCCAACGCGGACUGGGCCAAGACGCAGCAGCAGCGCGACACUGAAGCCAUCCGCCAGCAGGAGGAGGCGCUCUUGGCCGCUGCCAACGCCGAAUACGAACGGAGCAAUGAAACGAAUGAUCAGCAGAAGGCCGAGGCGCUGCAGAAGCGACAGGAGCAGCUGAAGAAGAGGGCGCGGAAGAACGACAAGGUCAAGCCCUUCCCGUGGACGCAGGUCUACAACUCGUCGCAGAUCCUCGACGCGCUGAACGACAUCGCCCCGGUCGACAGCAAGGUCAACAACACGGUCAACAUCAUCAACAAGUACUACCUCUCCGAUCCCGUCAUGGAGCACUACACGACUUGGUCUCGCCCGCCCAUCAAGAAGGUCAUCUGCGCCUACGGCAUCAACAUGCGCACCGAACUGGGGUACCACUACACCACCGAUCUGCUCAGGGAACAGUGGCGCAUCGAGGACAUCACCUACGAAGACAAGGGCAGGAUAUACUCUGAGCUGACCGGCGCUACCUACCCAUCCGGCGCCAACACCAAGUCUGGCGACGGCACGGUGCCCUAUGUGUCCCUGUCGUGGUGCCACCGGUGGCUGGGCGACGAUGUUACCGUCACCAAGAUUCCGCAGCGUUUCUACAAUAAGGACGACCCGAACAAGGACAUCAUUAUUCAAGGCGAGCCGUUGAUCACGUUCUACGAGUCUGUGAACAAGACCGGACGUGGUUCGGCCACUGCCGUGUGGGAGAUUGACGCGGUCGACCACAGAGACGUCAUCAAGAACCGCGUUUUCCUGCGCGAGUUUGCGGAGGAGAUCCUGCACGAACAUUCCAUCCUGCAGCAGAUGGCCGGUGAGUAUGGCGAAGGGAGUCCGUCCAUUCCGUCGUUUGGCUCGUUUGCGCAUAAGGCUCUGGUGUUCAUCUACUCUCGUGAAGAGGUCCUCAAUGAAGUGCUGACUCUCUUUUUUCGCAUCGGUCGCCAGCACGCACGAGUGCCUCGCGGAGACUAUGACUGCGCGUGGGACUAUUUGGCUGCCAAGUGCAAGUACCCCGAGUUUUGUGAAUACCGUUACGUGUUUGGCGACCUCACGCUGGACCAAUCGUGCCGACUGAAGCCGUCGGUGAAGCAGCAGAUCAUCCCGCCGUCGGUCGCCCACGCUGUGUCCGCCCCGCACACUGAGGUGGUCGUGGAGACUGACGAGAUGGUGGCUGUCGUCGACCAACAGCGCGUUGUCGAAGUCGAACGCACCGCCCACGAGGGUACUGUGCGUGAUGGUGGCAAGGUGCUUCACAUGUAG
Molecule: messenger RNA, 2391 nt
Organism: Acanthamoeba castellanii str. Neff
Lineage: Eukaryota; Discosea; Longamoebia; Acanthamoebidae
Product: phosphatidylcholine acyltransferaselike, putative
Exons: 12
Coding region: 1-2391 (796 amino acids)
Biological process (GO): lipid metabolic process
Cellular component (GO): cytoplasm
Source: RefSeq, a predicted model, not a curated record